Molecule: messenger RNA, 1330 nt
Organism: Anas platyrhynchos (mallard)
Lineage: Eukaryota; Metazoa; Chordata; Aves; Anseriformes; Anatidae
Gene: HGH1
Product: HGH1 homolog
Source: RefSeq, a predicted model, not a curated record
AUGGCGGAGGCGCUGCGGGACCUGGCGGCGCUGCUGGGCCCUGAGGCGGGCCCGGGCCCGGGGGCGGCGGCGGCGCGGGCGGGGGCGGCGGAGGCGGCGCUGUCGCUGUCGGGCUCCGCCGAGGGCCGGCGGCUGCUGGCGGCUCACCCCGCGGUGCUGGAGGCGCUGCUGGGGCUGGCGGCGGGGCCUAGGCCGUGCCCGGCGGCGGGGCGCUGCCUCCUCAACGUGGCCGCCGAGCCCCAGGCCCGGGGCCCGCUGCUGGCGGCGCUGCCGGCGCUGCUGGGGCUGCUGCCGGCCGGCCCGGCCUGCGGGACGCUCGCCAACCUGUGCCGGGACCCCCCCGGGGCGCGCCGGGUGCUGCGAGGCCUGGAGGAGAGCGGCCGGGGGCUGGAGCCGCUGCUCGGGGCGCUGGGCGAGCCCCGGCCGCCCCCGGAGCUGGGGCCGCUGCUCUGCAACCUCAGCCAGGUGCCCGAGGGGCGCAGGGCGCUCCUGGACCGCUCCCGGUGCUCGCUGCAGCGGCUGCUGCCCUUCACGCAGUACCGGGACUCCGUCGGACACCGGCGAGGCAUCGUGGGUGCGCUCCGCAACUGCUGCUUCGAGCACGAGCACCACGAGUGGCUGCUGGGCGAUGAGGUGGACAUCCUGCCCUUCCUGCUCCUGCCUCUCGCGGGCCCCGAGGAGUUCCCCGAGGAUGAGAUGGAAAGGCUGCCCGUGGACCUGCAGUACCUGCCGCCGGACAAGCAGCGGGAGGAAGAGCCCGACAUCCGCAAGAUGCUGCUGGAAGCCAUCAUGCUGCUCACAGCCACAAAGGCGGGCCGGCACGCCGUCAGGGAGAAGGGCACCUACCUGGUGCUGCGGGAGCUGCACUGCUGGGAGCAGGAGCCCGACGUGCUGGCUGCCUGCGAGAAGCUCAUUCAGGUGCUGAUUGGGGAUGAGCCCGGCCCGGGGAUGGAGAACCUGCUGGAGGUGAGCAUCCCCGAGGAGGUGGAGCAGCAGCUGCAGCGCCUGGACCGGGAGGAGGAGGAGCGGUGGCAGCGGGAGCGGGGGGAGCGGCGCCAGGAGCAGGAACAGGACAAGAAGCAGGAGCAGGACGAGGCACAGGAGCAGGACAAGGCACGGGAACAGGACCAGGAGCCGUGGCGGUGACGGGGCCGCUGUGCUCAGCCCCCCCAUGUGGACAGGACCCCCCAGGACUGCAGCCCCCCCGGGGCACCCCAGGACUGCAGCCCCCAGCCCCAUGGUGCUGGGGAGGGGCCGUUGGGGCGCUGUGGGCUGAGCUCAGCCCCCCUGUAUAACAAAAAGGUCAAUAAAUUGGUGUCCGGCCCCGUCC